AUGGGUUAUACAGAAUCGGUUGUCUUGAUCGAGGAACAACCAAAGGCUGAAAGACCCACUCUGUGUUCCCCAAAUGUUUCAAAAGGAAUCUUAGAAAAAUUCAACCAGUACAUCUCCCACACCACCAGAGCUCAUGCUUUGGGGGAUAAGGUCUACAUUAUCACAGAGGUAAAGUUCAAGAGAGAGGAAACCGAAGACAUCACAAGUGCUUCUGCUCGUCUUUUGGAAGCCAGACAAGCCGCAGGCGUUCAUGAGUUAGGGUCUGGUCCUUCCCAAAAAUGCAUGCCUGCUCUUCAAUAUAGGUUGGUUCAUAAAUCUGAAGGAAUUUGCCUUGGUGGCACUGCUAAACCUGUUCAUGGCGAGUGUAUGUUUCUCCUGGAAGAAGGACAGACCAGGUACACCGGUUUGAGCAGUUGUAUUCCAACUUUGAAUUAUAUGAACGAUACCAUACUGAAUUCAUAUAAACAGGACAACUUGCUGGUAAUACUUAUUGCUAAGUUUAAGAGUCCUCAAUGGUUCACCCAGAGAAAGAACCAUAAUAUUGUUGUUCCAGGAAUACCAUUCAAAAGCUUCUCACAGCUUCACCUUACACUUAAGGGACCUAACCCUUUAACUAUAAAUAAAUGGGCAUCCCGGUUUCGAGUGAUCAACGUGAAGGUAGACCUUCAAGAACUUACUACUUGGGGAAGUGAAGAACCGUUUGAAUCUUCUUCCAAAGAGCUACGCCAUAGGACUUUAAGUGAUCUCCCUUGUUCGGAGUGGCUUUGGACUCCAAAUUCUAACUCCUUUACUUCCCACGAAUCGGUCACUCUUGAAGCACCGGAGAAAUUGUUUGAUUACGACUUCCCGAACGUUGAACCAACAUUUUUUUACAACAACUUGCUUAGACAAUAUGCUUUAAAGUUCACCCUUACUUUAAAAAAUGAAGAAAGCAAGGAGGACUUCAAUUUAUCUACUUUAUUGGAAAUAAAUGUCGCAAAGCAAGCUACACUUUUCGAAUCGCUCACCCAAAAUAUCAUUUCAGGACCGCAAUCGUUUGACAGUGUCAUUUGCAAGGUACCGUUCGUGUUCAACUUGGGAACCCGCCGCUCUUUGAGAAAUUUGGGGCUCACAUUCAAAACCAUUUAUACUGGUCAUACUCGUUUUGAGCACGAAGAAAGCUCUAGAACUGUAGCGGCAGGCAUUCCAGUUCCAGAUUUUUUAAAACUACUGUUUAGGAUUCCUUAUGAAAAGGCCACCCGUGCUAAACCAUGGAAAAACACAAUCGCCCGGUUAACAAAGGUGACUGUGUCCGUUGAAUCAUUCUGCUAUGAGGAUGAGGAUUACGUCAACCUCAAUCGUAAGGAGACAAUUGUCUUAAGGAAAGAGCUUGAUUUACGGCUCCUCUUUAAGAAAUUUGAACAGAAGGAUGGCUACAUCGAGUAUUGUGUUCCACGAAGCAACUAUGACUGCAUUGACAGAGCUGAUAUACUCAAUUUCCAACGUGCUCUUUGCUCUCAAGAUGGUUGUCUUUUGAAGAUUUCUCAUCCUCGGAUAGAGAGUCCUUUCACCGACCAGGAACAGCUCCCAAUCGCUCCAUAG
This is a messenger RNA of Candidozyma haemuli, 1581 nucleotides long. RefSeq lists its product as uncharacterized. The record is from RefSeq and is a predicted model, not a curated record. The coding region runs from base 1 to 1581 and encodes 526 amino acids. Lineage: Eukaryota; Fungi; Ascomycota; Pichiomycetes; Serinales; Metschnikowiaceae. The transcript has 3 exons.